Molecule: messenger RNA, 1997 nt
Organism: Nymphaea colorata (pocket water lily)
Lineage: Eukaryota; Viridiplantae; Streptophyta; Magnoliopsida; Nymphaeales; Nymphaeaceae
Product: kinesin-like protein KIN-12F
Exons: 10
Coding region: 212-1786 (524 amino acids)
Molecular function (GO): ubiquitin binding
Source: RefSeq, a predicted model, not a curated record
AUUUUCCCGUUUGGGGAAGAUCGGGAUUUUCUGUUUUGACGACUAAUCUUCGCAAUUAAGUCUUCUUUUCUGCCGCCUCUCAUCGCGGCAACAGUGACUACUGAUAGGCUCUCUCUCUCUCUCUCUCUCUCUCGCUCGCUCGCUCUUGGUUGAAGGCCUUCGUAGGUUUCUGCCCAUUCGUGAAUUCAUUGAAAUUCAAUAGUCUUGGGAGAUGAGUCUUGCUACAGUGUGUCAGACUCUAAAAGAGUUAUUUCCUCAGGUUGAUGAUCGUUUGCUGAAGGCUACCGCAUUUGAGCAUGGUGAUGAUGUAGAAAGUGCUGUGGAUUUUAUUGUUAACGAGGUACUUCCAUAUAUAGCUCCAGACACAGAUGCUGCAGAUUCUCAAGGGUCCUCAACUAUUUCCACUGGACUGUCAUCCCUGGGUCUCAGUUUCUCUUCUUCAGAGGACCAAAGUUCUAAAUUGAGACUUGAGUCACUUGAGGAUUUUCCCAAUUUAGCUACUGGUGCAACAUCCACUCACAAUCCUACUGAUGUAAGCAACGGCUUGUCUUUGCAUACUGGAUUUGUAGCAUUUGAACAUUGUGCUGAAAAUGAUGCUGCUUCUGAGUGUGUCAAGGCAUCAACUUUGGGAGAAGAAACCAAGCCUGAUUCUGUUCAGAAUGUUGAGGGUGUGUUUCAUGAGGAGAGAUUUGGUCCAUCGGAGUCUCCCAUGUUUAACUCUAGCUCCAGGGUUUUGAAAAAUGAAGAGUCUUGUGAGCAAUCUGAUAAUCCUGAUGGUAUGACUGAUGAUUGGAUGCCCAUCAGAGAGACAGAUGCAGCUGGUCAUGUCAAUGAAAUUCUUAAUAUUGAUUUUCUAGAAGACUUAAUUAACGAGGCUAAAAAGAAUAAGGCCAUCUUACUUAAAGCACUGGAAUCGGUUGCUUUGUUGAUGAAAGAGGUAGAUAUACGUGAGAAGGAAGCAGAAGAUGCCAAAGAGGCAGCAUCUGUUGCUGGCUCUGAGGCUCUCAACAAGGCUGAAGAUUUAAAAAAGAUGCUGGCACGUGCAAAAGAAGCAAAUGACAUGCAAGCUGGGGAAGUUUAUGGGGAGAAGUCAAUUUUGGCAACUGAAGCACGGGAACUUCAGUCACGGUUGCUCCAUAUGUCUGAAGAAAGAGAUAAGCACCUCUCCUUAAUUGAUGAGGUAAGCAGGGAUCUGCAAGCCAGAAUAGCUGCGGUAGAUGAGGCAAAAGCAGAAGCAGAGCAAGAAAAGCUAAGGAAGGAAGAAUGUGCGAGUAACGCUCUUGCUGAACAGGAGCUUAUCAUGGAGAAAGUGGUGGCAGAGUCGAAGCAACUUAAAGAACAAGCAGAGAAGAACUCUAAGUUGCGUGAAUUCCUAAUUGAUCGUGGGCGUAUUGUUGAUAUGUUGCAAGGAGAACUUUCGGUAGUCUGUGAGGAUGUUAAAUUGCUGAAAGAAAGAUCAGAUAAAGGCCUAAGUCUUAGCAGCUCAAGUUUCCUUGCAUCAAAAUUGGGUGCCGACACAGGUUAUGUAUUGUCAUCUUUGAGUAUGUCUAUCAAGAGCCAGACUUCAAGUUCUGAAGGUAGAGGGGCAAGCUUGAACUGCUCUCUGGCAGGGUCAGUGACAAAAGAAACGGCAGAUCCACUCUCUGCAACUGUUGAGCAAUGUGAGGAAACGAAGUUGAAGAUAUCUUGUGAAGAGAUGGUAGGCCGAGAAGAGGAUUGGGAUGAACCGUGGGAGCUUCUAAAAGGCGCUUGUCAUUUGCAGGCUGAAAUGGUACAACAGCAGUGAAAGUAGUUGACGAGUGAAAUGUUGGCUUUCAUUUUCUUUUUGACGGCUUUUUGCCCCUGUUUUGCACAUAUGGAAAAUAAUCAACAAUAUCACAUUUUUGGGUGUAAACUGCAUCAGCUUUAGUAUGUGCGUCCUGUCAAUAGCCUGUUCUCAGGAACUUUUCCGUACUGUGUUGCAUACAUAGAAGAAUAAACAAGGAACAGUUUUGAAA